Molecule: messenger RNA, 663 nt
Organism: Vittaforma corneae ATCC 50505
Lineage: Eukaryota; Fungi; Microsporidia; Nosematidae
Exons: 1
Coding region: 1-663 (220 amino acids)
Cellular component (GO): membrane
Source: RefSeq, a predicted model, not a curated record
AUGCCAAUUGCUCAGAUACUGAUCUGUGUGCUAGGAAUGUCCAUGUGCCUUUAUUCCUUGUCCCCGUGGGCCUUUCCUGUUGAACUCCACAACUACUUUACUUCGAAAUAUCUUGGCUAUGGUUCCUUUUUAACAUUCUGGAAUAUUUACUUUACUUUGAUCACAUUUGCAUCCAAACUGGGAUAUUUGAUGAUCAAAAAACUGAUAGGUAUCGGCGCCUUUACAUACUUUCUACAUAUUACCUUUUCAUUUCUGUUUCCUCUUUCGCUCAUACUUUCUAUUAUUGUCUUUCUUGGAUAUUGGCCACUGAUGCUCAUCAAUUACAAUAACUUUUAUCCUGUCUUUUUGACUGAAAAGAACAUUAGAAACCCCAUGUUUACAGAUCUUUGUCUACACCUUUUCCCUCUCUUGAGCCUUUCCCUGCUCAGAACAACAGCGAGGUUGAGCUGCUCACUGAUUAAUAUAUUUUUCAUUUUCAUAAUUGGAUUAGCAUAUGUAAUAUCAGCCAACUAUGUAUUUUACAUUGAAGGUGCCUGGCCGUAUCCGUUUAUGGACACAUUCGGAUGGAUAGAGGCCAAUGUGCUGUUUGCGGGUGGCAUAAUCCUCAGUAUUGGAAUACUUUUGAUUCUUCGUAAGGUCCAACCGAGUCGUCCUAGAAAGUAA